Molecule: messenger RNA, 5887 nt
Organism: Anarrhichthys ocellatus (wolf-eel)
Lineage: Eukaryota; Metazoa; Chordata; Actinopteri; Perciformes; Anarhichadidae
Gene: ncam1b
Product: neural cell adhesion molecule 1b
Exons: 23
Coding region: 237-3962 (1241 amino acids)
Biological process (GO): homophilic cell-cell adhesion; synapse organization
Cellular component (GO): plasma membrane; neuronal cell body; axon
Molecular function (GO): protein binding; axon guidance receptor activity
Source: RefSeq, a predicted model, not a curated record
UCCGCUUGUCAGUCAGACUUUGAACAAGUGCACUGGCGCUCAUCACCGCUAAUCUUCGGCCGCUGCUUGUCACCAACGACGCUGCUGCUGACAGUUAUCACCGACCAGCUUUAGCAGUAUAGAUCAGGAUGAACUGUUGCUGAGAUAAAGCAGGAAACCGGAGGGCAACACCGUAGGGACCGAGCGGAGAUUAAACCUGAACGCCACGCCGUUUAACGCUGUUAUUCGGAGUUGCGAUGGUCCAGUCAACGGAUAUUUUUCUAGCCUUGCUUCUUGUGGGCUGUACAGUUUCAUUGGAAGUGCAGAUCACUCCAAGUCACGGGGAGAUUAGUCUUGGAGAGUCCAAAUUCUUCAUGUGUGAAGUUGUAGGUGUUGCCAGGCAGAUAGACUGGUUUGGACCAAGUGGGGACAGGAUAGAAGCGAACAGGCCAGACAUAACAGUAACCCGCAACGAUGAGUCAUCCUCCACCCUCACACUGUACAAAGCUGGGACGGAAAACGCAGGGACAUACAAGUGUGUCGCUACCAAUGGAGACCAGCAAAGGGAGUCAACUGUCAAAGUGAAGAUCUUCCAAAAAAUCACCUUCACAAACGUACCCUCACCCCAAGAGUUUACAGAAGGAGACAGUGCCAACAUUGUUUGCGACGUCAUCAGUUCGCCUCCACCCAUGAUCUUCUGGAAAUUUAAAGGAGCAAAAAUAGAAAUGGAAAAAGAUGUUCGCUUUAAGGUACUGAGCAACAAUCACCUUCAAAUCCGUGGCAUAAAGAAGACCGACGAGGGCUCGUACAUCUGCGAGGGUCGCCUCAUGGCCCGCGGCGAGAUUGAUCUGCGGGUCAUCAAGGUGGUUGUGAACGUGCUCCCGACCAUCAGGGUAUGGCAGUCAGAGGUGAAUGCCACGGCAGAUGUCGGGCAGCCUGCCAUGUUAACUUGUGCUGUUGACGGCUUCCCUGAACCCAUGGUGACAUGGACAAGGAACGAAGUGGUCCUCGAGGCAGUAGAGAAGUACAGCUUCAAUGAAGAUGGCUCAGAAAUGACACUGCUGGAUGUUACCAAGCUGGACGAAGGAGAAUACACCUGCAUUGCCAAGAACAAGGCCGGGGAAAGUGAGAAGGAACUCAGUCUGAAGGUGUUUGUCAAACCUAAGAUCACUUACAUCGUAAACCAGAGCACUUCAGAGAUGGAGGAGCAGGUAACUCUGACUUGCGAGGCAUCAGGAGAUCCAACUCCCACCAUCAGCUGGAGUUCCGGUGAGCACGUCUUCACUGAGGGAGAGCAGGCACAUCUAAACAGGAUCUAUCAGGCAUCAUGGACUCGGCCCGAGCAACACAAGAGCCUGGAUGGAAAUGUAGUGGUGAGGAGUGAUGCUCGUGUGUCCUCCCUCACUCUGAAGUAUGUCAAGUAUACAGACGCGGGUCAGUACCUGUGCACAGCACGCAGUGCCAUUGGAGAGGAUGAUCAGCUGGCAAUUCUGGAGGUCCGCUAUGCCCCUAAGAUUCACGGUGCAGUGGCAGUAUACACCUGGGAGGGAAACGCUGUCAAUAUCAGCUGUGAGGUCAAGGCUCAUCCCAGUGAUGUGUCUAUUGUGUGGCUGAGAGAUGGACUGCAGCUCCCCAACUCAAACACCACCAACAUUAAGAUCUUCAGAAGUCCAUCAGCCAGCUACCUGCAGAUAACCCCCGAGUCUGAAAAUGACUUUGGGAGCUAUAACUGCACUGCUUCAAAUGAGAUCGGCACCGAGUCCAAGGAGUUCCUGCUCAUUCAGGCCGAGGUGCCAUCGGCUCCAUCCAUCAGUGAGGUGAGACCUUUCUCCACCACGGCACUGAUCCAGUUUGAGGAGCCAGAAUCCACCGGAGGUGUUACCGUCCUGAAGUACAGAGCGGAGUGGAGGGCUCCUCAGGAGAGGGGCAGCUGGGUGCAGCACGUCUAUGAAGUCCAAGAUGGAUACACCAGUGAGGCGACUAUCACAGGCCUGAAUCCAGAGACCGGCUACGAAGUGAAGCUGUCAGCCAUCAACGGCAAGGGUGAAGGUGAAAGCAGCCCUGCUGAGUUCUUCAAGACGCAGCCUGUCCACGGCACUUUUCCUUUUUUCACUGAAGACACAGAAGGGAAUCCCAAUCCUCCUAAACUCGAAGGGCUACUUCAACCCAAAGGCAACUCUCUCAGAGUCCGCUGGAUCAAGCAGGACGACGGCGGCUCGCCCAUUUUACAUUAUCUGGUCCGCUAUAAACCAAUACAGGUGUCGGAGUGGAAACCAGAAAUCUGUCUGCCCAGCGGCAGCGACUACGUGGUUCUCAGCGGGUUGGAGUGGGACACAGAGUACAAUGUCUUGGUGGUGGCAGAGAAUCAGAAGGGCAAGUCCCAGCCAGCUACCAUGACCUUCAGGACGACCACAGAGCCCGACGCCAUCCCAGAUCUGGGUGAGGAGGCAGCGCUCUCCAUGGGCGUCAUGCUCUGGGCAGGGAUCCUUGUCGUAGUAUUUCUACUCCUGCUGCUAGCUGUGGACGUCACCUGUUACUUUGUCAACAAAUGUGGCCUCAUCAUGUGCCUCUGCGGUAAAUCGGGCACGGGGACCAAAGGGCACAACGCGGAGGAGGGCAAGGCAGCCUUCAUGAAAGAUGAGUCCAAGGAGCCAAUAGUGGAAGUCAGAACAGAGGACGAGUGCACAGCCAAUCACAACGCGGCAGGACCGACGGAACCCAAUGAAACCACACCUCUCACAGAGCCAGAGCUGGCGGCUUACACUGCUGCUCUGGCACUGGACACCCUCUCCUCCGUAGCCACCAACUCUGACACAGCCACUGCAACAAUUGACCCCGCUCAGGACAGCCCCUCUAGCGAGACCACUACCCUCACUUUUAGUCUGUCCACCCCAGCCAACGACCCCUCGCCCACCCUUGUCCUGGCUCCGGCCCCGACUCCAGAGUCGAACACGGCCCCUCCGACUCCCCUCAUCUCCACCUCUGCCAUCGAAGCUAAAAUGGCCCCGUUAGUAGAACAGAGAGGAAGUAACAACCCGGAAGAACCGGAGAAAAUACCCGAUCCUGCUUGUACCCCUGAAGGGACUACAGCUCAAAAAUCUGGGACGCCGAUACCACCGAAGCGUAGACACUCUCCUAAAUUUGCAGCUCUGAAUGCUAAAGGUAGCCCGCCUGUAUCUCCACUGGCCGCAUCUUCCUCAUCAUCCUCACCUACACUUGACACCAAGAAACGUGCUCCGAGGCCGCCUGUCAACAAGCUUCCCAUACAGCAACACACCGUAGCCUCAGACACCGAGACGCCAGCGCACACUGCCGCCACUCUAGCGACCACUGCCCCUCCAAAAGCAGACCCUGAUCCAGAUACAACUGCCUCAGACCCGAGUGGGAGUAGCCUAACUGCCUUUGACACUCCAAAUAAACCUGCUGAGCAAACUGUUGAUGAUAACACUGCCAAAGAUGCUGCAACUAGCUCUCCUUCAGUGAUCCACGGUGCUCUUAAAGCCCUGGAUGCUGACGAACCUGCCCCUCUAGUUGCAGACGUCCCCUCUCCGUUACCUGUCGCUCAUAUUUCUUCUACUCCCUCCAGUGUUGUGGCGCCGGUUUCAAAUGAUCUCUUCACAUCGCUGUCCAACAGGUACAAUUUACUAACCCCUGACGUGGGGCCCAUAAGCGCAGAUGUAGAGUUAGAGCUGACAAACGGGACAGAAAGACCCUCCUCGCCUCCCGCAUACCUUAUUAGCUUAGAGAGCCUGCCCUCUGCCCCCUCUCUGCCCAAUGGAGACGGAGCAGACCUCCCCCCCUCUGGCCCAGUUCUGGAGGCGUCAGAGACUCUGGCCAAGACUGCUCCUCCUGUCAACGAUGAGAGUAUUUUUUCUGAUGAUAAAGGGAAACUGCAGGAGGCAGACUUAUCAAACGCCCUGACGGAGAUCGCUGCAGAACACAACAGUGUCAUACAGACAAAUACCACUGAGAGCAAAGCAUGAUGGGCCGGGGAAACCCCAACCCGACACAAAACAUUUUGCAGCAGCAACGAGCGAGAAACACACUGCAGGAGUUUUGAUUUCCGGUGCCCUUAACUACACAUUCAAAACAACACAUGUAUUGAUCGGUUAGAGCGCACUUUGACGGUACUUUCAGUUCUGGUUUCAUUCAUAAAAAAUGUUUACUACACCCGAGAAGUUUAUCUUUAGAUCGAAAGAGGUUUAUUUUAUUUUUUUAUUGUUGUUUUAUUUAACCCGUCAGGACGAUUAAGGACAAUCUCUUAUUCUCAUGAUCGCUUGGUAAAUACAUGAAAUUAGACUCUACUUUCUGUUCCGUGCUUUUAGUUUGAAUUGCAGUUGCGCACAAGUUUUGGAUUAUUAUGAGAAAUGUGAAAAGAAAAAUUAAGAAAAACCCUGACUAUAUAUAGAAAUUAUUUUUCUUAUUUUCAUGUUCUACUGUUCAAAUGUAAAACUGUUUGCAUUUCUUUUAGUUUGGGCUCUUAAUUUGCAGGCGUGUCUCAUUUAAUCGCUUGUUCUGCAUGUCUGACCUGCAAGUGGUGGUAAAGUUUAGUUUACAAGGUUUAUUGUUUCACUUCGUCUCCUACAGGGAUGUUUCAUCUCUCACAGAUACGCUAGCAUUGAUUAAAACAGACUUCAAUGUUUUGGGCUAUAACCAUAUUUGCUAUGGUUGUGAAAGAUACAGGAUUAACCCACAGCCAGCUGCAGGGGGAAAGAGAUGGAGAGAGAAUCCCACAACACAUCAACAGCAUGAUCCGAUCAGAUUUGGCCCAUUUUAUGAUCUAAUAUACUCCGUCUGUCUCUGCCUUACCACAGUGAUGGUAUUCAUUAAUAACAUGUAUUUAAUAAAAGAAAGACAAAUUCCUCAAAAAGAACAAACUGCCAGCAGAACUGUUGAUUCUCAGCCAAGGGUUGAGGAACCGUGAACCUUCAGAUCUUGAGCUACAUUUACGACUCUUAUUGUUUUGUGGGGGGGGGGAAAUGGCUCCGAUAGCGACCGUUUCUUCCUCACAUUAAAGCAGAUCAAAGGUCUGGCUUUCGUACUUUUGAGUUGUGCUUUUGAAGCAGAAAAAUGAAUGAAAACUCUAAAAAGCAUUUUGUACUAUUUAAAAACUGCAAAGAUUUCUUUUCCAUUUCCUGCCUGCAAGCUUGUGCACUGUGCCUGUGUGUGUCGAUAGAUUGUCUUGUCAUCAGUUUCUAUGAUAACCUGCAUAGCUUUGUCGUGAGAGAUUUAGCCUAUUCUUUUUAUUUAAUAUAUUGUAUUAUUAGAAGAAACGUAUGAUAAAUGGACUAAUGUGGUCAUUAUAACACGUGUAGUGUAUGAAACUGUCCGUGUCUGGUCACAGCAGCUAUAGUGAAGGAAGAUGUUUUGAGCCUUGGCAUGAAUUCAGUCGGUACUUUAUAACGUAAAACUACAAGGCAGAUAGACCAUUGUUUGUUUGGGGGAAAUACUUCUCAUAUUGAUUCAAUGAGUGUUACAUUUGGGGCUUGUUCCGGCAUUAUUACACAUUGUUUUUUAUUUAUCUCCCCCCACCCCCCAGUUGUUAUUCAAGUGUUCUGUAAUGUGGUCUUUGAAUUUCUUUUUCUAGUUUUUGUCUUUUUGUACAAAAAUCACUCACCGAGAGCAAGUGCUUGACGAGUUCAGGAUGAACACUGACAGGAAGCAGGCUGGUCCCACCUGAAACAGGAGAUUACACUUGUUUUUGAAUUUAAAAAAGCUUUAGAUAAUAGAUGUCGAGAGAAGUGAGGAGCUUUACUCACCUUGUACUCCACUGCUGUUACCUGACCGCCCUGCUCCCUCGUCACUGGACGCUCCUUUUGGUUUUAUUGGGUCCAACUCAGAACAUAUCUGUUGUGUACAGUCUGAGAGAUAACCCAAUUUACAAAAUAAAAAAAUGGUUUCCGAAUCU